Messenger RNA from Thyridium curvatum, 2739 nucleotides. RefSeq lists its product as uncharacterized. Bases 1 to 2739 code for a protein of 912 amino acids. Lineage: Eukaryota; Fungi; Ascomycota; Sordariomycetes; Thyridiales; Thyridiaceae. Gene Ontology annotation, cellular component: cytosol; membrane; cell wall. The record is from RefSeq and is a predicted model, not a curated record. Gene Ontology annotation, molecular function: serine-type endopeptidase activity; tripeptidyl-peptidase activity. Gene Ontology annotation, biological process: proteolysis. The transcript has 3 exons.
AUGGUCCGUUGGUGCUCGGCGCUGCUGAGCUUGGCUCUGGCACGCUCCGCACUUGCUGCGGUCCCCAUCGGCUAUGAUCCGGGCCAGAAGACAGACAUCGUUCCAGGUGCCUAUAUUGUCGAGUUCAACAAUGGUCAAAACGACGAGUCGUCGUUCUACAGUGACCUCCAGAGCAAAGGUCUGCCGGCCUCCAAGCGGAUGACUCUGUCAUACUCGCUCUUCAAGGGCUCAUCCUUCCAGCUAGACAAGGGCAUAGACGUAGAUCCAGUCAAGACCACCAGUAGGAUCGCCAGCAUCCCAGUCGUCAAGAAGGUAUGGCCCGUCCGCAUCGUCCCUCUCCCGGACUCCAAGAUCAGACCCGCCGGGUUCGGCCACAACAACAGCACCGUCCCACCCGCACCCAGUCUAGCCCGCAGAGCGCCAGGCCAGAACGGCACCUUGUCCACCCACGUCCAGACCCAGGUCGACAAGCUCCUCGCCGCGGGCGUCACCGGCAAGGGCAUCCGCAUCGGCAUCAUCGACACGGGCGUCGACUACCGCCACCCGGCGCUGGGCGGGUGCUUCGGCCCGGGCUGCCCCGUGUCCUUCGGCACCGACCUCGUGGGCGACGACUACAACGGGUACAACACCCCUCGACCGGACCCGGACCCCUUGGACACCUGCCAGGGCCACGGGACGCACGUGGCGGGCAUCAUCGGCGCGCAGAGGGAGCGCAACGAGCUCGGGUUCUCGGGCGCGGCUCCCGGCGCCGAGCUCGGCAUGUACAAGGUGUUUGGGUGCGUGGACAACACGGCCACGGACGUCCUGGUCGCGGCCUUCAACAGGGCGUACGAGGACGGGUGCGACGUCAUCACGUGCUCCAUCGGUGGCAACUCCGGGUGGGCCGAGGACCCCUGGGCCGUGGCCGUCUCGCGCAUCGUGGCCGCCGGCGUGCCGUGCACCGUCGCGGCGGGGAACAGCGGGAGCGCGGGCCUGUUCUACGCCAGCACGGCGGCCGACGGGCGCGGCGUGACGGCGGUCGCGUCGGUGGAGAACAUCGAGAUCCCCCUCGUCCUGGUGGAGGGCAGGGCUGCGAUCGGCGAGGGCUGCGGGAACAAGACGUCGUUCGGGUGGAUGGAGGGACGGCCCAAGUUCCCCAACGUGACGCUGCCGCUGUGGGUUGUCACGCCGAAUUAUACUACGGACGGGGCGUGGAACGCGUGCAAUCCGCUGUCUGACGACACGCCUGAUCUGAAGGGCAAGAUCGUGCUCGUCGAGUACGCCAUCUGCAGCGACUGGGUUAUUGCCAAUAACCUCGUCGCCAAGGGGGCGGAGUACAUCAUGAUCUACUACAACCAAGAUAGCUUCGCCUUCUCCCCCGUCAUCGACGACCUCCCAACCCUCAAGGGCCUGGGCAUGACGACCUACCAGCAGGGCAAGGAGUGGCGCCAGCUCCUCACCUCCGGCGUCCCGAUCCUCGUCAAGAUCACCGACCCCGUCUACGCCAGGCCGAUCGCCGUCUCCUACCCCAACACCGUGGGGGACGGCGGCCUCGUAAAUUACUUCUCCAGCUGGGGCCCGACGUGGGAGGUCGGCCUCUACCCGCACUUCGCCGCCGUCGGCGGAGACGUACUGUCCACUUUCCCCUUGGACCUGGGCGCCUUCGCCGUCGCGUCGGGGACGUCGAUGGCCACGCCCCAGACGGCGGCCGUCAUGGCGCUGCUGAUGCAGCACCGCGGGAUCAGGGACCCGCAGACGCUGAUGAGCCUGCUGUCGUCGACGGCACAGGCAAAGCCCUUCAUCGACUACGACAAGCUCUGGGCCGGGCUGGCGCCCGUGCCGCAGCAGGGCGCCGGGCUGGUGCAGGCCUGGGACGCGGCCAACGCGCGCACCGUGCCGAGCCCGUCGAGCGUCUCGUUCAACGACACGGAGCACCUCGUCGGCAGCGCGACCGUCACGCUGCGCAACACUGGCGGCAAGGCCGUGACGUUCUCCGUCGGACACGUGCCGGCCUUGACCAUGUACACGUACAACACCGAGAGGCUAUACCCGGCGCCGUUCCCGAAUCCGAUCGCCGAGGGUGCCGCGGCGAAGCUGAGCUUCUCGGCCGACGUGAUCACCGUGCCGGCGGGAGGUUCGGCCGAGCUCACGAUCCGGCCUACGCCACCCGCUGGACUAGACGAGAAGAGAUUGCCGGUGUACAGCGGGUACGUCGUGCUGAACGGGACCAACGGCGAGAACUUGGCGGUGCCGUACCUCGGCGUCGCGGGCAGCAUGUACUCCGCGCCAAAGAUGCUGGACCCAGAGCGCACGUUUACAUUCCGCUACAGCAACUUGAACCUCGAUCCCAUCCCAGCGGACUCGAACUUCACGCUGCCGAUCCCGACGUCUCCGGAGCUGCCUCCCGGCACAGAGGGGAUGAACCCGCUACCGAAUCUGCCGGCGGCGGUGAUGCAGCUCGAUGCCGGCACGUCGUUGCUGAGGUGCGACAUCGUCGCGCUCGACGCUCCGGCCGGCGUGCCCACGACUGAUGUCCUCGGCGUCGAGGUCGUGGGCAGCAUCGGCGGGUUCCCUGCGGAGUGGGUGCCGCGGCGGUACUUUGUCAAGCCGUUUACGGGGAUGACGCAGGAGGGCAAGAUCCUGCCGGCUGGGAGGUAUGCGUUCCUGGUGCGAGGGCUGCGUAUCUUUGGGGACCGGGAGAAUGCGGCGGAUUAUGAUGCUCUCAAGCUGUUGCCGUUUAACAUCGAGUAUAAGAAUUGA